This is a messenger RNA of Xyrauchen texanus (razorback sucker), 4117 nucleotides long. Its product is annotated as capping protein-inhibiting regulator of actin dynamics-like. NCBI's taxonomy places the organism in Eukaryota, Metazoa, Chordata, Actinopteri, Cypriniformes, Catostomidae. The record is from RefSeq and is a predicted model, not a curated record.
GUGUACUGGAGCAGCACACAUUAAUCUUCUCUAUGAAGGAUACACAUUCUCACAAGCUUCUUGUCUUUUAUGAACACAUCUGCAUGAUGAGAAAGGAGAUAUUGAUGAUUUGAGUUUUGAAGAUUCAGUUUUGGCCUUGAAGAUAUUCUUACAAAUGAUGCACUGAGGAAACAUUGCUUUUUUGGGUGAACUUUGACACCAUGGCUCGAAUUUGCAACUGCUUUGGGGAAAAGACUUAAGACAUGAAACGUCGGACGUCAUCACAGAACUCUGGAGGCAGUCCAAGUGAUUGUGACAUCAUGGCCUCAGGAUCCCCAGAUGCUACGUCUGCUAGUGAGCCAUCAGAAGCAGGAGAGGAGUGUUCAGGGAAAAAGAAGUCUAAAUUCCAGACAUUCAAGGAUUUUUUUGUAAAGAAAAAAAGAAAGGAAAGUCCCCCACCAUCGGAAGAAAGUGUUUUAAAGGCCAGUCGAUCAAGUUAUGACGUCAACAACGCAGAGCCACCUAUAACCCCCACUAUCAUAAACAAUGAACUGAGGUCCAAGCUCAACAUGUCACAUGCCGUGUCACACGACAGUGUCUUCGUCUCUGAUUCGCCCUCAUCAGAGAAUAACAAGGCUUUGGAGGCAUCACAGGACAGCAUUGAUGGAAAAGUUAAAUCUGUACAGCUGAAGCAGGCGAUCGGUCUGGGCUCGCCAUCAGGACUCCUCUAUGGGAGAAAUGGUGAGGAUGCUGGGAAUCUCUCUGAAGAUGAUGGUUGUCCCUACAGCCCCCCAGAAUACUCCAGUCUGCACACUGUGCUGGCCACCCCUCCUCAGUCAGCAGAAUUGAGCCAGAGGGGCAGUACCUUGAGCAUGGAGGCAUCAGACAGCGAAGAUGAUCAGAUGUCUUAUGAAGCUUCAUCGAGGCCCACCACCCCUCAGGGGUCCGUCCCUGUGGACUUCAAUCUGCCAGUCAGCUCCUACUCCUGCUUGGACAGCUCAGCUGCCCGUCACCGCAUCGCUGUCAAUGCCAAGGCCUGUGCCAAGAGAAAGCCUGUCAGCAGGCAAAUGUUGGACAACAAGAGAAGAGACCUCAGAGAACAAGUGCUGCUCAGAGAUAAACUACGGUUGGUUAAGAGAAUCACAGAGGAGGAAAAUGAUUAUUUGCCCGAGGAGCAGAGUAAUGGGUCAGACCAUGAAAUUCACAACUUGAAGACUUCCUCCUUUGCUUCCGAACACGAGGAUGGUCAAAAACCAUCUCCAACAUCCUCCAUCUCAGCUGGAGACAUCUCUGAAGGAGAGAAGAAUGUUCCUGACAAAGAUCACAUUCCCAAGUCUGAGGACCCAGAGUCCCCUUGGGAGAAUCCAGCAAAACUUGAGCUUCAAGCCGAUGACUUCCUGCUGGAUGCUGGAUGUGAGGUCUCUCUUGAGAAUCAGGGGUCAUUGCUGGAGGAAGUUCUGAGCUCCCUGAAUGGCCCUCUUGCGUCAGGACUAGCGCUAGAGCAUGAGAACUUGGUUCUUCAGAGUGAGGUGGCAGACAUAAAUAGUGGGAGCAUAGUUGCUCAGCUUGAAGAGGAAGCCAACAAGCAUCUUCUUGAUCGCUCAGAGCCUAUGGUGACCGCAAAGGAACCGGUUCCUCUACCCAACACGCCUUCAGAAUCCACUACAGAUUCAGAGAUCACUGAAGAGGCCUUGGAGCUAUUAGAUGCGCUAUUAGAGGUGCCAGAGUUUUCACAAAAAGUGUCUACUGAUGUAGGUCGACAAGUGCCUAAAGCCAACAUUGAGAAAGAAGCAGGCAAAGCCGCAGCAUGCCAAACAGGAAGAAGGAAAGAUGAAGAUGUUGUCGAGGAAACAGCAGAAUUGGAGAGUGCAACCAAAGUUAGUGGAGAUGAAGAUGAGAAAGACAAUGACUUGAUUAUGGUGGAAAUGGAAAGACAAGAUAAGGAUGGAGAAUUUAAAGGCAUUAGAGGUCAGACGGGUCCUUUAGAGUCAGAGAAAGAAAAGACUUUUGGAGACAAAAGAGACUCAAAAACAAUUAAUGUUGAGAACUUUGCUGCAUCUGAACAGACAAUCAGAGCCAAUGCAUUGAACUCAAAAGAGACUCCUGAUGAGCCUGAAGAGCUGCCUGUUGAGGUCCUUUCCUCUUCUGUGUCUCACGUCCUGGAGAGUCCAAUUCUUCCUUCUCGAUUCUCCAAUACGUCAAUGUACCCUCCAGAGAAGGAAGAAGAUUCUGAGCCCAACAAACUGCAAGUUGUGUCUAGUAGGCCUCAAGAAGUAUCUUCAGAAAAGCUGGAGGUUGUUUCCAAUCAGCAAGAACUUCCAGAGUCAGCCUAAUAACAACAGCAAAGCACCCCUGAGGGUCGACCUCGGUUCACCAUUGCUCCUGCAUGGCAACGGUCAUUGGCUACUGGCAUUGCCAAAGAGCAGCCCCAGAUCAUCUUGCACUUGGUACCAGAGACUAAAGCAUCUAUUUCAUCAAGUAUAAAUGAAUCGCCCCAAAAAUCUGAGCUCCAUACACCUGUAAAAGAACAACCACCCUCCAAACCAGCUGAAACUCAGAGUUCACCAGUUCUUCCCAAGCAGAAAGAGAUGUCUCACGUUCAAGAAGAGACAACACCAGAGAACCCUUUUGGAGUGCGGUUGAGAAAGACUGCAGCUCUGCAGCGUUAUGGUAUAGAUGGAGAAUUGCCUUGGACACCCACACAAACAGAGUCUUCGGAGGCGCAGGCGACCCCAGACAUUGACCAGCACAGCAAGAAGCCCAUCUUGCCAAAGAAACCAGAGCUGCUAGUUGAAACUGUGAUGUCAGCUAAGAAAAUUCCAGAAACAGUAGGUAGAAUAUCUAUUGGUGAAACAGAUUCUCCAAGCUGGAUCUCUAUGGCCAGGCAGAAACAUAGAAACUUCAUUGAGAACUCCCCAGAGGCCUCUCCAGAGAAACUUCCUUUACAGGAGGAAGUCAAAAGAAGUUCACUGCCCAGCUUGUCUAAUUCAGUCGCCAAAGAGCAACUUGCACAGCCAUGUUCAAAUAUAAAGGUGUCCUGCUCCCUUGAGAUAUCCAACACAUCCAUGGUGGAGAAGGAGAGUAAGAGAGAUCCUAGCCCGUCCGCUGCACCUUUAGCACAAGAUGAGCCCCCUUGGCUGGCCUUAGCCAAGAAGAAGGCCAAAGCUUGGAGUGAAAUGCCCCAGAUUGUUCAGUAAAAGGCCCAACUGGUAUAUGGGCUUCAUAACCUUUUCCAAUACACUUCAGUGGCUUUCUCAUCUAUAUCUUUGUUACACUUCAGUUAUGGAUGUAAGCAGUUAUAGGAAACUUAUCCAGCCUAAUUUUGCUUAAUCAGACCUUCCCUGGUGUAAUUAAAGGAAUAGUUCACCCCAAAAUUAAAAUUGUGAUAAUUUACUCACUCUCAUGUUGUUCCAAACCCAUAUGACUUUCUGUCUGUUGUGAAACACAAAAGGACAUGCUAGGCGAAAUGAUAACGUCCAUCACUAUUCAUUUUCAUUGCAUCUCUUUCCAUGCAAUGAUGGUCAAUGGUGACUGAAGCUAACAUUCUGCCUAUUUCCUUUUGUGUUCCACAGAAGAAUGUAAUUUUAGUUUGGAACAACAUGACAGUGAAUAAAUGACAAUUUAAAUUUUAUGAGUGAACUGUUCCGACAUCAUGAAGAAAAUGGAAAUGGACUGGGGCUUAUGGAUAAAGCAUUCUUUCUGUAACAUGAUUUGGUUUACAAUGGAAACAUUAUAGGCUACACAUAAAUAGGCUAUGGUGUCAUACAGGUAUGUUUUCAUGAUUCAAUUGGAGUGCUUCAAACUGAGGGAAAAAAAGUUGUUACCAAAAACUGUACUCCUUUUGGUCAAUCUGAAAACUACAAGUGAAAGUUAUUAAACCACGAUCUAAGCUGUAUUUGUAUUCAGGCUCUUUACUAAGUAACUUUGGUAUGUUAUAUUAUAGCCUAUAAACUUAAAAAGACACCUUCAGGCUCCAUUCAUGAUAACUGUGCCGUUAUUAUUUAUUUAUCUCACUCUUGUAUGUUUUAUGUAUUUUUGAUCUAUUUUUAUAUUUAUGUGCAUGUUUUGUGACUUGUACAUAAAAUGUGAAGUACCAAAAAAAUUAUAAUAAAAUGGAGCCAUGUUUAUUUUAUCCAUC